This is a messenger RNA of Fopius arisanus, 455 nucleotides long. It is a transcript of the gene Polr3K, whose product is annotated as RNA polymerase III subunit K. The coding region runs from base 115 to 444 and encodes 109 amino acids. Lineage: Eukaryota; Metazoa; Arthropoda; Insecta; Hymenoptera; Braconidae. Gene Ontology annotation, cellular component: RNA polymerase III complex. The record is from RefSeq and is a predicted model, not a curated record. The transcript has 2 exons. Gene Ontology annotation, biological process: DNA-templated transcription; termination of RNA polymerase III transcription. Gene Ontology annotation, molecular function: zinc ion binding; nucleic acid binding.
UUCCUUCACCAACUCUCAUAUGAGAACGCAUAAUUCGGUUCACUCCAUGCCUUUUUUACUAAAGAGAAUACGACAUUUGAGAAAUACAAAUGAAUUAGAUAUAUACCGAAAGAUAUGAUAUUAUUCUGCAGAACUUGCGGUAACGUUCUCAAGGUAGUAGAGGCAGGUUAUUCAGGUCUUCAAUUUGCGUGUAACACUUGUCCCUAUGUAUUCAAAAUUUCCCGAAAAAUAAGCAACCGGACCUAUCCAAAAUUGAAAGAAUUGGACGACGUGUUGGGUGGAGCAGCAGCUUGGGAAAACGUCGAUUCAACUGCUGAACGUUGUCCAAAGUGUUGUCACCCACGUGCAUACUUCAUGCAAAUUCAAACAAGAUCUGCCGACGAGCCCAUGACAAUUUUCUACAAAUGUUGCAAUUCGUCGUGCGGUCACAAUUGGCGAGAGUAAAAAAUCGUUGG